Nicotiana attenuata is the source of this 3243-nucleotide messenger RNA. RefSeq names its product CCR4-NOT transcription complex subunit 10-B. The transcript is spliced from 6 exons. The record is from RefSeq and is a predicted model, not a curated record. Gene Ontology annotation, molecular function: protein binding. Gene Ontology annotation, biological process: negative regulation of translation; mRNA catabolic process. NCBI's taxonomy places the organism in Eukaryota, Viridiplantae, Streptophyta, Magnoliopsida, Solanales, Solanaceae. Gene Ontology annotation, cellular component: CCR4-NOT complex. Bases 258 to 2852 code for a protein of 864 amino acids.
GUAUACUGAAAGUGUAAAACAAUUCCCCCCUUCUCUCUCUUUCUAGAUUUUCUCUCUCUAUCCGAAUUCUCCCAUUUGGAAAAAUCACUCUUUUUCUCUCUCUAAAUCCAACGCAUCGCAAUCGAUACAUACAUAUAUAUAUAUAUACCAAUUUCAUUGCGAGCCCUAGGGUUUUUAUAUCUGAAUUUCAGAUUCAAAACUUAGGGUUUUGGAUUUGUUACAGUUCGUUUGAUUUUGUGGAUCUGUAGGAUUUUUGAAUGGAUACGACGUCGUUAGCGAUUAACAGAGAUGCUGCUCCUUCUUCGACGACGUCCUCCGCGCCGGAGGACGAUGGCGCACUCUCCGUCAACUCAGGACUUGCGAAGGAGGCUGCGUUGCUGUUCCAGUCGGGGAAAUUCGCCGAUUGUUGUAGAGUUUUGCAUCAACUGUUGCAGAAAAAGGAACGCGAUCCUAAAGUUCUACAUAACAUUGCCAUUGCUGAGAACUUUCAAGAUGGUUGCUCCAAUCCUAAGAAGCUGAUUGAAGAACUUAAUAAUGCUAAGAAAAGAAGUGAAGAGCUUGCUCGUGCUGCUAGCGACCAGGCAGAGCCUGCUAACAAUGUUGGAACCAAAGCUGUGACAGGAGUUAAUGGAAGUAACAGUGCGCCACGGGAGCUAUCUUCUCAACAGAGUUCCACUCUUGUUUACGCUGAUGAGUUUGACCCCUCAGUGACUAUGUACAAUCUAGCAGUUUGCUGGUUUCAUUUGCAUGAACAUGCAAAAGCAUUUUCAAUUUUGGAAGGAUUGUUUCAGAACAUUGAACCAAUCGACGAGGAAAUAGCCAAGCGCAUUUGCCUCUUGUUGUUGGAUGUUGCAUUACUUACUCAAAAUGCAGCAAGAUCGGCGGAUGUGAUCAGUUAUGUGGAGAAGGUCUUUUGUAGCAGUAGUUUAUUAAGUCAAGUUGACAACGGAAACUCUGCACAGCCAACAGCUUCAUCCGUCGUGGUGAAAUCGGCUUCAUUUCCUAGCAAUUCAACUAUUCCUGAUUCAUCCAAUCCAGAUUCACCUGCUGCAGGAAUUACCUCUGAAGGUUCUUUGUCUAGGACGUUAUCAGAAGAGGGACUUGAAGAUGAUGCUCUUCAUUUAAUAUCAUCCAUGGAGAUUGGUGGGCAGAAUUUACCACGACAGUCUGGCUUGAAAUCGAAAAAUGAUCCAAUAAGGAGUCAAACUGAUGAAUCUAUCUCAACUGCUGAUAUGAGGAUUAAACAGCACCUUUGCAAGGUCCGGUUUCUUCUCCUCACCAGGAAUCUCAAGGCAGCUAAGCGUGAAGUUAAGAUGGCUAUGAACACAGCACGGGCGAAGGAUCAUUCUAUGGCUCUCUAUCUCAAGUCCCAGCUUGAAUAUGCUCGUGGGAAUCAUCGAAAAGCGAUCAAGCUCUUGAUGGCAUCAAGUAAUCGGACAGAAAUGGGAAUUUCUAGCAUAUACUACAACAAUCUGGGGUGCAUAUACUAUCGACUUGGCAAGCAUCAUACCUCUUCUGUACUUUUUGCCAAGGCUCUGAGUAAUAGUUCCUCUCUCCGGAAAGAGCAGCCUCUAAAGCUCUCAACCAUCUCACAGGAUAAGUCUCUUCUCAUAACAUAUAACUGUGGUGUGCAGUACCUGGCUUGUGGGAAACCAUUACAAGCUGCAAGCUGUUUCUAUAAGGCCACUCAAGUUUUCUAUAAUAGGCCUCUUUUAUGGCUACGGAUUGCAGAGUGUUGUCUGAUGGCCCUUGAAAAGGGACUGCUCAAGGCCAGUGGUGCUGCUGCUUCUGACAGGUCUGAAGUUAAAGUUCAUGUCGUUGGAAAAGGAAAAUGGAGGCAACUUGUUAUGGAAGAUGGGAUAUUAAGAAAUGGACAGGAAUGUCUUUCAGGUACAGAAGAUUUGGUGGUUAAUGAUAGACAUCCUAAGCUGUCAGUAUUACUGGCUCGUCAGUCUCUUCUGAAUGCACUGCAUCUAUUGAACGGUUCUGAAUCAAAAGGUCACAAGUCCAUGCAGCCUCGUGCUUCUUGUCUGGAAGAAAGUGAAACAGGAGAAGCAGUACCAUCCAAGAGUGCAAACAGUAAGAAUGGGUCAAUUGGUGACCCUAAGGCACUGAAUGUGGCAGCAUCAGGUCAGAUUAAUGCAAACGGGGAGGUGAAGGAGCAAAAGGGUGUGAGCAGUCAACAUGCCUCAUUAUUGAGUUGUAUCUGUGAGUAUGAAGCCACUGGUAGAAAAGAGAGUCUGAUGAUUGAGCAAGCUGUAUUGGCUGAUUUGGCUUUUGUAGAGCUGGAAUUGGGAAAUCCAUUGAGGGCCCUUACAUAUGCAAAAUCUCUCUUGAAAGUCCAAGAAUGUUCUAAAAUAUACAUCUUUCUUGGCAAUGUGUAUGCAGCUGAGGCUCUGUGCUUGCUAAACCGGCCAAAAGAAGCCGUGGAACAUUUGUCAACAUAUAUUGCCGGUGGCAAGGGUGUUGAUCUGCCGUUUAGUCAAGAGGAUUCUGAAAUGUGGAGACAGGAGAAAACAUUGGAUUCUGAAGAUACUAAUGGUGGAUCAGCUACUUUGAAUUCCUUUCCAUCAGAGGAAUCUCAAGCAUUUGUGUUCCUCAAGCCAGAAGAGGCACGUGGAAUGCUCUUUGCAAACUUAGCUGCCAUGUCUGUGAUGCAAGGAGACAUUGAACAGGCCCAAAAUUAUGCAGUACAAGCACUUUCCACAAAACCUCAACGUCCUGAAGCUAUUCUUACUGCAGUAUACGUGGAUCUUUUGCGAGGCAGAGCACAAGAAGCUCUCAUCAAGUUGAAACACUGCAGUCGUAUUAGGUUCCUACCAGGCAGUCCGACUUUAAAUGGUUCAUCUUGAUGAUUUGUAUCGGUGGUUUUUACUGUUCUUGUCCAGCCCGCCUUUCACUAAUGAGUUAGCAGGUAGUUCAGGAAUCCCUUCAUAGAGGAUUUGUACCAUAUAUAUAGCUCAAUUCAGGAAUAAGUUUUUGUUUAUUAAAAUUUUCUGUUUUCCCUUUGAGUUACAGUCUUUAGGUUUUAGGAAGUCGUGGUGUGGCUGAGAUUGUUUUGGUUAUUGCAGAUACCACCUAUAAGAUUAGAGAUGUAUUUUUCUUAUAGAGAGCCACAAUCUAGUUCCCAUUCGAAAUAUCUAGAGGUUUUAUGAGCUCUCAACUCUCAAGAAGAUGAACCUUGAACCUUUCAUUUCUUUCAGAAAUUUAUUUUAAUACUCAACCAGUCUUGUUAUGGCUUCA